This is a messenger RNA of Salvelinus sp. IW2-2015, 1989 nucleotides long. RefSeq names its product acetyl-CoA acetyltransferase 2 (gene acat2). Gene Ontology annotation, molecular function: acetyl-CoA C-acetyltransferase activity. Lineage: Eukaryota; Metazoa; Chordata; Actinopteri; Salmoniformes; Salmonidae. The record is from RefSeq and is a predicted model, not a curated record. Gene Ontology annotation, biological process: fatty acid beta-oxidation. Gene Ontology annotation, cellular component: mitochondrion.
AAUAUCUGUCCCUGCUACUGCCAUGGAUCUUCGUGCUGGUUGCCGAGGGAGGAUCUCUUUUAUCAUUCAAAUGAAUCAACAUGCUUGAGUCCAUUUACAAGUUCAGUGUUUCAGACAGAUAGCAAGCAGGCCACUCUAACACGGAAGACACAAGAGACCGAGCAGCACACAGUGAAAUCUGAAGGAAUACCAGCUAGCUGUCAAUAUGAACACUGAGUCUGUUGUCAUCGUUUCUGCUGCAAGGACCCCCAUUGGGUCUUUCAAUGGUUCUCUGUCAACUGUGCCCCUCCAAGAUUUGUGCUCUGUGGUGAUCAAGGAUGUACUGAAGAGAGCCAACCUGAAGCCUGAGGCGGUGUCUGAGGUCAUCAUGGGGCACGUUCUGACAGCAGGUCAUGGGCAGAACCCAGCCCGUCAGGCCAGCGUUGCGGCAGGCAUCCCCUACCCAGUGCCUGCCUGGAGCUGCCAGAUGGUGUGUGGAUCUGGACUGAAGGCAGUGUGUCUGGGCGUUCAGUCCAUCCAGACUGGAGAGUCAACCGUGGUGGUGGCUGGAGGCAUGGAGAGCAUGAGCCGUGCUCCCCACACAGUGCAGAUGCGGGCUGGAGUAAAGAUGGGCGACACCACCAUGCAGGAUUCUAUCAUCGCUGAUGGACUGACUGAUGCUUUCCACUGCUACCACAUGGGCAUCACAGCUGAGAAUGUGGCUAAGCAGUGGGGUGUGAGUCGCGAGGCUCAGGACCAGUUUGCCGCCCAAUCCCAGAACAGGACCGAGGCUGCCCAGAAAGCAGGACAUUUCGAUCAGGAGAUUGUUCCGGUCAUGGUGCCGUCCAGAAAAGGCCCAGUGGAGGUGAAAGCAGAUGAGUUUCCUCGCCAUGGCAGCAACAUGGAAGCCAUGACUAAACUCAGGCCCUGCUUCCUAAAGGACGGCAGCGGCACCGUCACCCCCGGCAACGCGUCAGGUAUAAAUGAUGGAGCUGCAGCAACUGUUCUAAUGAGCCAAUCAGAAGCUCAGAAGCGAGGCCUCAAGCCAAUGGCCAGAAUCACCUCCUGGGCUCAAGCUGGCCUUGACCCGGCAAUCAUGGGAACUGGGCCUAUCCCAGCCAUCAGGAAAGCGGUUGCGAAGGCCGGUUGGCAGCUGGAUCAAGUGGACCUGUUUGAGAUAAAUGAAGCUUUCGCUGCCCAGUCCAUCGCUGUAGUGAAAGAGCUUGGACUCAACCCAGAUAAGGUGAAUGUGACUGGGGGUGCCAUCUCCCUGGGACACCCCAUAGGCAUGUCUGGCUGCCGGAUUCUGGUGACCCUACUGCACACGCUCCAGAGGACUGGGGGUCAGAGGGGUGUGGCUUCUCUCUGCAUUGGGGGAGGGAUGGGCAUCGCCAUGUGUGUAGAAAGGGUGUGACUGAAUACAAGUACACAGAUGCUGCAGUCAGGAUCACCUUAUUGGUCCUAAAGGGAAUGUUUGGAAUGCUUUAUUACACAACUUGUUUCAGCAGUGGUGUGAAUGGUGGUUAUAUUAUAUUGGUAAUUAAUUUUUCUCCUUCACUUCACUGAAAAUUAUUAAUGUAAUUAGGUGAAGAAAGCAGCAAAGGUCUCUAUUGUGCACCAUCCAAUACUGGUCCUUCAUUUUCCAUAGCAUAUGUAUUGGAACGUAUAAGGUUUCGAAGCAAGUCUUUCUGCCUGUGUGAACCUAGUCAAUAGGCAACAUAUGCUAGUCUUUUUUCCAUCAACAAAUAACUAUCAACUGCUAAACAAAGGUUUACAUGACUGGACUUGUUCACACCCAACCUAAUGAGAAUUCAGCCUUCCAACAUUCCAGUUUGCUGUCAUUCCAUGAGAAAGAACAGGACAAUGUACCUUAAUACUGUAAACGUGUGGUUUAAGACAGCAGCCUUCCUUAAAGACAGCGUAAGCUUGCAGUAACUUAGUGUAUCCUGUUGUAGGCAUGAAUGUACUGUAUUACCUGUCCACUUUCCAAUACAGAACAGAUUAACUGAA